Strongylus vulgaris is the source of this 1107-nucleotide messenger RNA. NCBI's taxonomy places the organism in Eukaryota, Metazoa, Nematoda, Chromadorea, Rhabditida, Strongylidae. The record is from the annotation of a GenBank genome assembly.
AUGGAAGAAGAACGUCAUCGCGAAGAUUCACGACAAAGCGAUGUUGGUGAAUUCAAAAGCUAUGAGAAGAAGAAAGAUGCUCCGAUUAGACAAAAUACAGAUGAGAGCGAUAUUAUCAGAAGAAGAGAAACUUUCGCAUUUUCUAGUAUUGAGGAAAUGAUGCGGGAAGGAAAUUUUUCCUCUUCGUCGAGAAGGCGGUUUUCUAGUGGUGGUCAUUUAAAUGCAGCUGCAACGAAUCUAAGUAUCAGCAAGACAACGCACUUGGAAGCCGAGUCAAUUUUGACUACAACGCGCUAUGGGGAAGGUUUUAUGAAAGGAGCAGAAUCAGAUGGCGAUGUGCACAGAGUUGCUGUACAAGGCAUAGCACCUAGGCGACAUAGGAAACCAGAUGAAGAUGGUACGAUACCCGGCGAGCAUGUGACCUAUGUACAUUUUCUCAGCGGUCGACAAAGGAUUUUACAAAAAGAAGUAGAAGAUGCGGUUUCUCAGUACAACGUUCAGUUAGCUGAAUGCGUGAAAGAAGCUGAGUUUCUGUGUAGAAGAGCUAGCAUGUGGAAGCAGGUGCUAUUGCGUAAACAUGGUCGAUCUCUGCAACCGCAAACAGGCAUUAGCAGCAUAUUCUUAGGUUCAAAUCCAAAUAGAAGUAUGGAUCCAUGGCAACCACUUCGAUCGAUCCUGCAUCAUGACACUAUGAAACCCGCUGAGUUGAAGACACUGAUUUCAGUGGUCAGCCAAAUUUACAUGGAGAGUAGGGAACCAAGACUCCGUGAACUGCUAAAAGGAUCGAACUGCGCUAGACUUUGCAGAUUUUUGUUUGCACGUUUUGGACCAGACCGUUGUCGAUUCUUCGAGUUCCCAAAUUCAAUAGAAAAGUGCUUGAUUCUUACUAAUCCGGAUUUGGAUGCAAUGUUCCUUAUUCAAUGCUCCAGUGAGACUUCACCUAUUCUCAGCGUGCUUCUCAAAGAACCCGAUCUCGUCGAGGAUACACAGGAUGAAUCGAAGCGUUUUAGGCAACAUCGCCUAGAUCUAGCAUUUGAUGACUUAGUUGCAUGUGUGACAGCAUUCUUGUGGACAGAUCUGUUGCAAAAGCCACCAGGAACACAUUAA